Molecule: messenger RNA, 624 nt
Organism: Capronia epimyces CBS 606.96
Lineage: Eukaryota; Fungi; Ascomycota; Eurotiomycetes; Chaetothyriales; Herpotrichiellaceae
Exons: 1
Coding region: 1-624 (207 amino acids)
Source: RefSeq, a predicted model, not a curated record
AUGCCCAAGACCACCGACAAUCCUCCAAAUCCAGCCAAACGCGAUCGAACAGUGCCACCCGGCGUCCUAGACCCCGCCCGCCGCACGAUCAUCAACAAAAACACCGGCGAGAUCGUCACCUGGAAUAAAUAUGGAUACGAGACCGCCGGUGAGGCAGGCAUGGCCACCGCCACCUGCCUCCCUGGCGGCGGGCCCCCUCUGCACUACCACACGUCGUACAGCGAGCGGUUUCAACCUGUCGACGGAGAGCUGGGUGUGAUAUUGGGCGACAGCGGGCCAAGACACCUGAUGCCCGGUGAGGGCGCCGACGUGCCCAUCGGAGUGCCACAUCGCUUUUUCAAUGACUCUGACAAAGAGGUCGUAUUUAAAGCUUGGGUGUUGCCCGCCCACGCCGGGUUCGAGCAGAGUUUGUACAUCAUGUUCGGGCUCAACAGCGACGGGCUGGCCGAUCCAGAAACCGGCAUGCCGUAUAGUAUCUUGCAUACUGCCGUGGUCGCCGACUUGGGAGACAUGAGAUUUCCGGGUUUCAAGGGAGGAGUCGUCAAUUACUUCAUCAGAGUAUUGGCGGCGUAUGCCAGGUGGAGCGGCAUCGAAGAAGAGUUGUUGACAAAGUACUGGGACUAG